GUUCCGACAGGAUGACAAAUUUGGGAAGCCGCAGGCCUACUUAUGCUUCUUUUUCAUCACGCCGCUGCUGAGUCAGAGUGCGAAGAACGCUGCUAUGUGCGACUUGUACGUUUCAUUGGUGUAAGCGCACGUGCACAAGGAAAUGGUUCUCGCCGAAAAGGCAAAUCUCACCUACUGCUUCAUGGUUUACGACAAUGGUUUGCGGCUAUUUGUGAAGGGCUACAAUGAAAAGCUCCAUCUGAUUGUGGAGGCCAUUGCCGAAGGUAUGGUCAGUGUGGGCGCCACCCUCUGUGAAUAUUUACUCACCACCUGCCUCAAGAUGCAGGGCGAAUCCUACUUAGAACUACUGAAAUGUCCAUCCCAGUUAGCAACGGACAUCCUCGCCCGUGUGCUUGGAGAAAAUCCAUGGCCCACAAUUGACCAGUACAAGUUCCUUAAAGACAUCACCAUGGAGGAUUUCAAGGUGUUUGCCCAGAAGUUACCGCAAGAGAUGUACAUCAAGGCCCUCGUACAGGGAAACUACACGGAGGAGUCAGCCCACAAGGUGCUUAAUUCGGUACUCAGCCGGUUGAAAUGCGAGCCUAUUAAAGAUCAUCGGCUCGUAGAGAAUAGCAUCGUAAAGCUUCCGCAGAACCGCCCAGUCUUCUGCUGCGACACCGCCUGCCACCACACUACAACCACUAAUAUCACGAACUUCUACCAAAUCGGAGCAAACUCUUUACGCGUGGAGGCCAUACUCGACCUCUUGAAUACGUUGUUCAAUAGCCCGGACUUGUAUCUCAAGAAACUCGGCGAAGAGAUUAAUGGCUGGGUCCACGUCAAAAACGGCAUUGUCGGCUAUACCCUUACGGUAAACUUGAAGGAGACUUUUGAAGAGGACAGCGCCAAACAAAUGCAGAACGAGAUUGAGGUAUUUCGCUGUAAGGUUUGUAUGAUUCCCAUGCAAAUGGAUGCCAAAUGCUUUGCAUCCUGGGUAGACGACCUUCUCCAUUGGGGACUUGCCCUGGGGGGGACUUGACAUACUCUGUUGGAUGAGG
Messenger RNA from Drosophila miranda, 1037 nucleotides. RefSeq names its product insulin-degrading enzyme-like 2. The transcript has 3 exons. The record is from RefSeq and is a predicted model, not a curated record. Lineage: Eukaryota; Metazoa; Arthropoda; Insecta; Diptera; Drosophilidae. Gene Ontology annotation, molecular function: metal ion binding. The coding region runs from base 143 to 1018 and encodes 291 amino acids.